UUACCAACACGCACGGUUCACAGGCACAGUGUAGUGUUUCCCCAUCGUAGCAGCCGGCGAUGGCCCUUCGCAGAAUGACUCCUAGAAGGAUUUCUCUGUUAUUCUCCUUGCGUUCAGCCAAAACUUCAGCGGAACACAUCGGAUGCGCAUCGGUAGCUUUCUUCUCGACUGACAUUGUUGGUGACACGCCCAUUCUUGUUCGAGAUUUCAUUCGUUCUGCAUUGUAUGACCCGAAGCAUGGGUAUUUUUCUCAAAGAUCGGGUUCAGUUGGAGUGCUCGAGAAGAGCAUCAAGUUCAAUCAGCUUGAAGGUAGGAAGGCUUACAUGCGGCACUUGGAUAAUAUUUACAAGCAGAAUGACAUAUCAUGGUUUACUCCUGUGGAGCUUUUUAAGCCUUGGUAUGCACAUGGGAUUGCUGAAGCCAUAAUGCGCACUGCUAACCUUUCCAUUCCUCUUAAAAUAUAUGAAAUUGGGGGUGGAUCUGGAACUUGUGCCAAGUGCAUUAUGGAUUACAUAAUAUUGAACGCGCCUGCGAGAGUUUACAAUAAUAUGAGUUACAUCUCAGUAGAAAUUAGUUCUUCACUGGCCAAGAAACAGAUGGAAACUGUUGGUGAAGUACGCAGUCACUUAUCAAGGUAUAGAGUUGAAUGUCGUGAUGCUACCGACCGAACUGGAUGGGGAGAUGUGAAUCCACAGCCAUGUUGGGUCAUAAUGCUCGAGGUGCUUGAUAAUCUUCCACAUGACGUUGUAUAUUCCAAAGAUCAAGUAUCUCCGUGGAUGGAAGUCUGGCUUGAGAAGCAACGAGAUAGUCUACAGAUCUCAGAAAUAUAUAAGCCACUAGAAGAUCCACUAAUUAAGCGUUGUGUUGAGAUCAUUGGCUUGGACAAGGACCAGGCUUCAGCCACAAGAAGCAUUUGGUCAAAAGUUUUCCCAAAACCACGAAGAUCUUGGUUACCAACUGGAUGCUUGCGACUGCUGGAGGUCCUACAUGGGGCCUUACCAAAGAUGUCUAUAAUUGCCUCUGACUUCAGUUACCUACCUGAUGUGAAAAUAGCUGGUGAAAGAGCUCCAUUGGUUUCAACAAAGAAAGAUGGCAGCAGUUUAGAUCAUAGCAGCUACCUGGAUGCAAAGGGUGAUGCUGACAUCUUCUUCCCAACAGACUUCUGGCUCUUGGAGCUAAUUGACCACUACUGUUCUGGAUGGAAGACUCUGCACAAGGAUGACCCGUCCAAGCAAGGGAGGAAGAGACGGACAAUCACACUUGAUACAGCUUCAUUCAUGGAAGAAUUUGGUCUGCCUUCGAAGACAAGGACUAAGGAUGGGUACAACCCACUACUUGAUGACUUCAAGAAUACUAAAGUCUACUUAAGUGUGCCGACACACAAUACCAAAUAGAGAUCAUGGCUUUUGACUCCCCCAAAGCAUAUUUUGUACUCCACAGCCAAUGCAUUAUAGAGAAGCAGGUAAAAAGGGAUAUACGGUCUACGGAGAUGCUCAAGCAAUUUGCUUACCCAGUGAAACAACAAUCCUGGUAUUGGUCUGACCUCAUUUAUUGCGGCAGAUAAAAUUUUUUAGUGUUUAUUUCAAAAAACAUUUAUAGCUAUAGAAUGACCUGCCAAUGUUUGUUGGAAGAUCAUAGGUUGUCCCCCCUAAUUUUGAGUGCAGAUUUAGGACGCUUGUACAUCAUGAAGCUUCAGCAGUGAUGAAUUUUGCGAAGUAAAAAAUUUCAGAACUUGGAUUCGCCGAAUUAGGUGUGCGAUGCAUGUCCGAGAAGAUAUAUGUAAUAUGAAUAGGCAUUUUGAACA
Telopea speciosissima is the source of this 1804-nucleotide messenger RNA. RefSeq lists its product as uncharacterized. Lineage: Eukaryota; Viridiplantae; Streptophyta; Magnoliopsida; Proteales; Proteaceae. Gene Ontology annotation, cellular component: mitochondrion. The record is from RefSeq and is a predicted model, not a curated record. Gene Ontology annotation, molecular function: protein-arginine omega-N symmetric methyltransferase activity. Bases 60 to 1394 code for a protein of 444 amino acids. The transcript has 14 exons.